AUGGUACUUAGACUUGGAACGCUCAAUGUUGGAUCACUGACUGGCCGCAGCAUGGAAAUCGCAGAAGUGCUCGAAUGUAGAAGGAUUGACAUCUGCUGCCUUCAGGAAACCCGAUGGAAAUCGAAUGGUGUCUGUCAUGUCAACUCAGACAGAGAAAAAUAUAAACUAUUCUGGAAUGGUCAAAAGACGGCCAAAAAUGGUGUUGGAAUUUUUGUCAGAGAACCGCUAGCCCAAGAAGUACUGGAUAUUAAUAGGAUUAAUUCACGUCUCAUGUGGAUCAAGCUUCGCAUAGAAAAGCAAACAAAGAUUAUUUUUUCUGCAUACGCACCACAGACAGGCGAAUCAGAAGAGAUCAAAAAUGAUUUCUGGACUGCAUUCUCUGACACCAUCUCAACAAUACCAAAAUCUGAAACAAUCCUGAUUGGAGGCGAUCUCAAUGGCCACGUUGGAGAGAAAACAGAUGGUCUUGACAAUGUACAUUGCGGUUUUGGCUAUGGAAAACGAAAUGAAGAUGGCAACCGCAUCCUUGAAUUUGCUGAAAGUCACGGGUUUUGUUCACUGAACUCAUAA
This is a messenger RNA of Helobdella robusta, 570 nucleotides long. RefSeq lists its product as hypothetical. Gene Ontology annotation, cellular component: nucleus. Gene Ontology annotation, biological process: chromatin remodeling. NCBI's taxonomy places the organism in Eukaryota, Metazoa, Annelida, Clitellata, Rhynchobdellida, Glossiphoniidae. The record is from RefSeq and is a predicted model, not a curated record. The coding region runs from base 1 to 570 and encodes 189 amino acids. The transcript has a single exon. Gene Ontology annotation, molecular function: catalytic activity.